AUGGUCGAUGAGAAAUAUUCCUCAAGUUCACAUAUCUUCACCGACGGCUCCAAAAAUACAGAUGGUAAAGUUGGCUGUGGCAUACAUGACUCGAUCAACAACAGAUUUAUAGCUCUACCCAAUCAAUGUUCCGUCUUUAGCUCCGAAGCCUAUGCUUUAAUGGACGCCCUUCAAAACACCCAGACUCCCAAUCCUCCCGUCAUAUUCUCCGACUCCGCGAGCGUUUUAAAAGCUGUCUCCGGAGGGAACUUAAAACAUCUCUGGAUCACAACCAUAUCCGAAAAAGCUCUAAACAGAAAAGCAACCCUAGUCUGGAUACCGGGCCAUGCGGGAAUACCCGGCAAUGUCGCCGCCGACCGUCUGGCUCUCCGUGGCACAGAAGAGACUCCCUUAUCCAUAUCCAUCCCACAACAAGAUGCCUAUCGCUACGUCAAAAAUCAACUUAGUCUUGCCUGGGAGAGAAAAUGGGUCGAAAAUCGAACUGCCAAACUGCGCGAAGCAAAAAACAGCACACUCAAAUGA
Uranotaenia lowii is the source of this 522-nucleotide messenger RNA. Its product is annotated as ribonuclease H-like. Gene Ontology annotation, molecular function: RNA-DNA hybrid ribonuclease activity; nucleic acid binding. The coding region runs from base 1 to 522 and encodes 173 amino acids. Lineage: Eukaryota; Metazoa; Arthropoda; Insecta; Diptera; Culicidae. The transcript has a single exon. Gene Ontology annotation, biological process: DNA replication, removal of RNA primer. The record is from RefSeq and is a predicted model, not a curated record.